AUGGUUCAUCUCUUUUUUAUCCUUCAUCUUUCUCUCCUCCUUUUUUAUCCGUCGUCUUUCUCUCCUCCUUUUUUAUCCUUCGUCUUUCUCCUUUUUUUUAUCCUUCGUCUUUCUCCUUUUUUUUAUCCUCCGUCUUUCUCCUUUUUUUUAUCCUUCGUCUUUCUCCUUUUUUUUAUCCUUCGUCUUUCUCCUUUUUUUAUUAUCUUCCUUCAUCUUUCUCCUUUUUUUAUUAUCUUCCUUCAUCUUUCUCCUUUUUUUAUUAUCUUCCUUCAUCUUUCUCCUUUUUUUAUUAUCUUCCUUCAUCUUUCUCCUUUUUUUAUUAUCUUCCUUCAUCUUUCCCCUUUUUUUUAUUAUCUUUCUUCAUCUUUCUCCUUUUUUUAUUAUCUUCCUUCAUCUUUCCCCUUUUUUUUAUUAUCUUUCUUCAUCUUUCUCCUUUUUUUUAUCCUUCAUCUUUCUCCUUUUUUUUAUCCUUCAUCUUUCUCCUUUUUUUUAUCCUUCAUCUUUCUCCUUUUUUUAUUAUCUUCCUUCAUCUUUCUCCUUUUUUAUUAUCUUCCUUCAUCUUUCUCCUUUUUUAUUAUCUUCCUUCAUCUUUCUCUUUGUCCUUCCUCUUUCUCUUUUUUUUAUUAUCUUGGUUCAUUUUUCUCUUUAUCCUUCAUCUUUUUUUUAUUAUCUUGGUUCAUCUUCCUCUUUUUUUAUAAUCUUGGUUCAUCUUCUUUCAUUCAUUUUUAUUCUCUCUCUUUAUUAUCUAUCUUGUUUCUCUUUCUUUAUAAUUUAUCUAGGCUCUUCUUUCUCUUUCUUUUCAGGAUUUAUCUUGUUUCAUUUGUCUUUCGCUAUCUUUUUGUCAUUUACCUUUCUUCAUCUGUUUUCCACAAAAUCUUCUUUUCUCUUAUUCUCAGUUCUUGUUCUUCCUUUCUCAAUUUUCUCUUUUUUAUUUUCACUCUCUAUUCUAACCCUGGAAAUUCCCUAUUUCUUUUUAUGCAUUUUUCUUUUACCCUCCUCCUCUUCUGCUUCCCUCUAUUUUCAGAUUUACUUUAA
Acanthosepion pharaonis is the source of this 1035-nucleotide messenger RNA. Lineage: Eukaryota; Metazoa; Mollusca; Cephalopoda; Sepiida; Sepiidae. The record is from the annotation of a GenBank genome assembly.